Molecule: messenger RNA, 3117 nt
Organism: Diplodia corticola
Lineage: Eukaryota; Fungi; Ascomycota; Dothideomycetes; Botryosphaeriales; Botryosphaeriaceae
Exons: 2
Coding region: 1-3117 (1038 amino acids)
Source: RefSeq, a predicted model, not a curated record
AUGGAUUUCGCCUUUGCAAACAUGGCCUUCGCAGGCGAACAACCUCAACAACAUUCAUCCCACGAACCGUCCGCGAAACCCCCCAAGCCCGCGAGACGCGCCGACAACACGUCGAACACCAUGGAGCGCCAAGAGCCUCGCCGGGUGCCGUCGUCCGUGUACUCGCGCUCGGUCAACCAAGAGAGCGCGUCAACGUACUGGACUGCUGAAGCGCCGCCGUCAGCGAACCCCAUGCUCACUCAGCACCAGUCGAAGGCGCAGCCACUCUCACCACCUGUCGGCCCUAGGAUGGCCAACCCUGACGCGCGUCUGGCGCUGAGCGGCGGCGCGUUUCGCGAGGAACACGCCCAGAUUGACGAUAUGAUCCGUCACCUCACAUGCAAAGACGAGCAGGGCGACGCCUCACUUCACGACGACCACGGGACGGACCACGAAACAGGCGACGACGUCCCCUCACCCAUGCUGCCCACUCCAAAGGGUGGCAAAAAAGGUCACCGCGACAUGAGCGACCGGUCGCUGAGGUCGCUCGUCCCCACGAAAGCAACUCUCGAGCUGGUCGAGCACAUCGUCCGCAUCGCGUGGGACGGCAAUCUGCAGGACAGGCUGUGCGAAGUCGCUCUCGCAAUUCACAAGGACCUUCGGGGCUGCUUCCACAACAACCCGAUCACUCACGAAACAGCCAACCGCGCCACCCAGAUCGUGGGUGAGAUCAACUUGACUGUGAACUGCUGGCUGGGACAGAUGCGAGCCCUCCAGGAAGCCAUUAGGAAAAUCGACGUCAAGCGCGACACACCCAACUUUAUGCAACUCCACAAAGACGUCCACGGCAAGGAGAUCAAGAAGUUCAGGCUGAUGCUCUCACCUAUCCCUACACAACUGGGCGCAGAAUGCAAUGCAAAAAUCGCCGGUCUCAUGUACCGACUCUUCUAUGACGAAGUCAGAGACCCCUUCCAACACGAGAUGAACGCAAAGCCGAGCCCGUCAGCCUCGGAACAGAUCAUAAUGAGUUACUUCAUGCAGCUGGGAAAGCAACUCGUAAAGGUCCAGAUGGCAGCGGAGCACCUAAACUCGGCGACCCUCACCUGCUGGGAGCAGUGGACGGCCAUGAGCGCAGAAAUCGCCAAGCACGCCGCGCUGAUGCACUCCAAAAGCCCCGCCGCCGUGGCCCUGCGCGCAAAGGGCGCGGUGGCUCGGGUCUUCAACCACGGCAAGCGUCGCUCCGGCGGCACCAAGACGGUCCCGGCCCGCUCCAGCACCAGCCGCGGCCGCGUUGAAAUCUCGAAGCCGAUCCCACGCCCCGAGCCUCGCAGGGGCGCGGUCCGCGACACGCUUGUGGUGAUCCCGACGCACCCGCUGGAUGCGACCGGCGAGCUGGACGAAGACGAGCGGCAGCUCAUCCGCGAGAAGAUCGCGUCAGCCCCAUCGACGCCUCUUACGCCUCACUUCAACCCGCACGAGCGCAACCGCGGCUUCGGCUGUGGCACCGUCCAAGCCGGUCAGUCGUCUCCUCCCGUCGUCCAGGACGGCCUCCGCUGGUAUGAACGCUGUCGACCCGAGUAUGAGCGCAGUCGUCCUUCAUACGUCCCCUUCGAAAACGCAGAAUUCGAGGAGACGGGUUAUGGCAACCCUUUCUUGAGCGUGAGCAGCAACAACCCCAACGAGGAGACAACGGACGACGUGCCGGAAUAUUUUCACCACCGGCCGGGCGCUCCGUCCCUCAGUGACCAAAUCCCUAGCGAUUACGAUCUCUUCGCUCGUUCAAGCUCUCUUGCCCCAGAGUGCACACCCAGGAACACGUACGAGGAAGGUUACGCCAGCCACGAUGAGAACGCCUACAACGGUAAUGAUGCCAGACUCUUCGAGAACUUUUCGCAGUACGCGGCGGACCACCACGACCGCGCCGCAGCAGAGUACGGCCAGCAGGAAGAGGAGCCUCAGCACAUCCAUAACAUGAACAUCCCACCUCAUCAUCACGGUCGUCUCCGCCGCGUCGUCUCCAGCCCCGUUCCGUCCAGCGGCCGCCCGUCCAUCGAGGGCGUGUCCUCCUACGGCACGCUGACCGCCGUCCACAAGACGAACCCGUUCAAGCCCGACGCAAAUCACUACCCGGAGCGCAACGAGAUCUGGAACCGGGCCAUGACGCUGCGCCGGCUGGAGGGCGGCCCGCCCGCGGAGCCGCCCGAGAUCUUCGAACCGACGCCGGCCAUGUACGCCGUCCAGAGGGGUGUCGAACGCAAGAGAGAGCUGGAUCGCAGGCAGAAGCAGGGCCGUGUGGUGCAGGAGUUGCGACGCGAGGAGCGCAGGCUGGAGCGCGAAAUUGACGACAUCCGGAGCGCGAAAGGCAAGGAAAGAGCGGGCAUGAGGAGCCCCUACCACGGCGGUGGCUAUGGUGAUGGUGGAUCCAGCGGUGCAUAUGGUGACGGCCUUGGAAUCGGAUCUGCUGGACAUUUUGCUACUGCUGGACACAAUCGCGAGAAGAUGGCGCUGCGGGAGAGUAUGAGCGUCGGCGGGUCCUCUGGCGCCUCGAAUUACUCGGGAGUGCCGAGGAGUAGUAGCCUGAGGAGGAGCGCGAGCGUCGGCUGCCACUCCGGCGUCCCGUCCAGGAGCGGUUCGCGUCAGUCCGGCAAGUACAACAACAAUGGCGCCGUUGUCGUUGGCGCUAGCCGCCGCCGCCGCCGCAGUAGUGGUAGUAGUAGUGGCACGUACGGCCCGGCCCAGUCUCGCAGCCGCGAGCACGAUCGUUCCGAACAGCGUCAGCAGCGGCUGCUGCCGCCCAUUCAGCAGGAGUUCAGCGGCAUCUUCCGCGACUCGGAGGGCCACCUGGUCGAGGGAAACAUGCGCGAUGGAUACCGCUACGUGGAUGAGGAACACAUCAUCGAUAGCUACACACGCCUUGAGAGCGCGGGCUACUAUGAUGACGAGCAGUACGACUACAACAACGAGGGCAGCUGUCACGAAUACACGGAGUCACUCACCCCGCUAGUCCAGCGUACGGAGUCUCUCGACCCGCUGUGCCAGCCCAGGGUCCCCAAUGAGGCUGAGAACCCGGACUUGUUCGGAGACGUCGAUCACGAGAUGUACGCCACAGAUGAGGAGGAGCCCUGGCGUAGGGUUUAG